Trypanosoma cruzi is the source of this 1641-nucleotide messenger RNA. RefSeq names its product protein kinase, putative. NCBI's taxonomy places the organism in Eukaryota, Euglenozoa, Kinetoplastea, Trypanosomatida, Trypanosomatidae. The transcript has a single exon. The annotation marks the transcript as partial. The record is from RefSeq and is a predicted model, not a curated record.
AGUUCAACAGGACGAGCCUCCUCUGGUGGACGCAUCAGCAUCGGCGACAGCCAUGUUGCCUCUCCAGAAGAUGUGGGAACCAUGGUGGUGCAGCAUCGUGAUGCAUCCUUUCCAGAGAUGCCCUUUACACGGCGGGCUGGAAGCGGUGGCGGACGAAGGUCAACGCCGGCUAGAGUUCACGGGUGUAAGGAUGUCAACAGCAGUUUUUCAUUUGAGCUUCCACCUGAAAUUCGUCUGUCAAGACUUAAGAAAGGGGAGAGGAUUCAACCACGAACUUCUGCGGAGAUGCAGGAGGUGAUGGAUGUGGACUCCCCUCCACUAAAGAAGGAACGGAAAGAGGCGCGCGGCGGGGGACAGGAGAAAGCUACGCCUCCUUACAAAGUGAAUGAAAGUGGGAAUAUUGUUGGCAUAGCCGCUCAGCACCGAGCCGCGAGAGAAGCUAGUCUUCAACAACAGCAGAAACAACAAGGACAAGGUGUCAUUGUUAUUAGAGCCGACGCGGCCGCCAAACCACCAGAGAUGUCUCGACAACCCCAGGUACCGCGAAGUGUUUCGUCCAGCCGCUCUGCAGGGGCGGUGUCGUCGGCCGCAACGAACGUGGCCCCCAAACCAAUUGAACCUCACUUGGCAAAAGUCACGCGAACAGCUGUCCCUACUCCCACUCCCACAAAUACUACGGCCCCUGCUGCUCCAAUGCCAAACAUGCCAAAGAAGGGACGUCAGCCCUCUGCGGGUGGCAUGGUGACGCUGCAUGGUGGGCCCCCGUUACCCCGUAGAGGGCCGGGCAUGCCACAGAACACACCAUACUUGGUGCCCCAAGCCGUUCCACCGCCGAAUUUUCCCGUACCGCGUCAGCCAUCCCAUCCGUUGGUGCAAUCUGGCGUCGAAGCACGCCAAGUUGUUGGCGGUCAUCGUGUUUCUGGAGGUAACAAUGCAUUUUUGGCACUUCCUCGUGAAGAACAGAAUAGACAGCGGUUUGUUGACGACUUCCUUAGUGGUGGAUGGGUUCGUUUCUACUCCUUCACCAAUGAAGAGACGGUAGUGAUGUAUUACUGCGCACAGCCCGGUAGAUAUGGCGCCAUGUUUCCAACAGAAGCCGGUGUGGGCACGGCAGUAGUGGAUGUUCACUCUAGACUGGUGUUGUACGUACCAUGCAUGAACAACGAGAGCACAAACCGCAGUCAACCACACCCACAUGUGCAGACUUUUUACGAUGAGGAUGUAAGACUACUCAGCGUCUCCGAGGCACAACGACAUCUUGGCGGUGUUCUAGAAAGUAUCAUGGGUUUCGUGAAUGAAGUGGCACGACUUCGGGCGGAGGGAUUGACGCCGGCGGCCGUUCACGCAGCAUAUAUUCAUCAACGUGAUAAAAGCUCCGUGCCAAAGGACACAAAGUUUGUCUAUGUAAGAAAGGUCUUUCCAGACCCUUCCGGCUCCUUCACACUCUUUCGGCUCUCUAACCUCCGCUCACAGGUAGUAUGCAACACGCUCAUGGAUAUUCGCUGGCAAAGUGACAGAAGACACAACGUUGGGCAAAAGUACUACGUUCUCGCAGACGGUACGGCAGAACCGUUCGUUGUGGAUCAUACCGGAAUUCUUACGCAAGUGGAGACGGUACUGAGCAACAAUUUCCGUCGAUGA